Naegleria fowleri is the source of this 1080-nucleotide messenger RNA. RefSeq lists its product as uncharacterized. NCBI's taxonomy places the organism in Eukaryota, Heterolobosea, Eutetramitea, Acrasida, Naegleriidae. The transcript has a single exon. Bases 1 to 1080 code for a protein of 359 amino acids. The record is from RefSeq and is a predicted model, not a curated record.
AUGAGUGGCGAUCCGACACAGCAACAACCACCCACAACUACAACCGCAACAACAAAAUCAAGCACAGCUGGUGCUUUGAUUGCACCUAAUGGUACAUCACCCACCAUCAAUCAUGUAAAUAAUAACCACACUAACAACAACAAUUUAUCGAUUCCAACCACUUCCAAUAUGAACAAGAGUCAUCACGGUAUUAAACGAAUUCUGAGUGAGGUGAGGGAAUUACAGAAAAAUCCAUCCGACGAAUAUGAAGCCCAUCCGUUGGAAGAUAAUUUGUUUGAAUGGCACUUUACGCUUUCAGGACCAAAAGGAACAGAUUUUGAAGGUGGUAUCUAUCACGGAAGAAUCAUUCUGCCUCCAGAAUAUCCACACAAGCCACCAGAUAUUGUUUUAUUGACUCCAAACGGAAGAUUUGAAACAAACACAAAGAUUUGUCUCUCACUCACUUCAUAUCAUCCCGAAAGUUGGACUCCACAAUGGGGCAUUCGGACUGUAUUAAUAGCACUGCAAGGAUUUUUCCCAACAGAAGCCAAAGGUAUUGGAAGUAUUGAAUAUCCAUCGAACGUACGGAAAAGAUUGGCGAUUCAAUCCCGAAAAUGGAAGUGUGAUAUUUGUAAAACGAUCAAUGAGGAGGUUCUUACGCAGUCUCCUCAAAUUCCUUCGGGUGGCGAAACUAGCAGCACCACAACAGCAGUCAUGACCGAUUCAACUGCUCAGACACAACAACACCAACAGGCAGAAAUGGCAUCAAUUUCCACGGCAGCUGAGCACGGUAAUCGUUGUAUUUCUGAAGCGUGUAACCAUGUUAAUCAUCCUCAUUACCAACAACAACAACAACAACAAGGUGAAAUCGUCAUGACAACAUCACAACCAUCAUUGGAUGUAAAUUCAGAAACUAUUUUAUCAUCAUCUGUAAAUACUACUACACCAACAAAGACAGAAUCUAAAAGGAAGCUUUCCGCAGCAGCUAGAACACCCUUAACCAACAACAAAAAAUCUACUGUUUUCUUAGAUGUUUUGAUUGCUGCUUUGGCAAUUCUUAUUGCAUAUAUUUUGUAUUAUCGAUUCUCCAAUGGAAAAUAA